CAAUCUUAGACCUUGCCAUUGUUUAUAAGUUUAUAGCAACAGCCUAAGCAGAAGGAGAAGGAGAAGAAGAAGCAGCUCAAAGUAACACUCCUACGAUAUCGCCUCAGCCUUGGACCUAGGCCAAGUGAUUGGUUUCGUGAGUGUGCCACUAAUUUAGGCCCGAACAGAGAGUUUUUAAUCACUUUCUGAUCAAAUUCGAAAGAGAAAAAUGGUUAGAGCUCCUUGCUGCCAGAAGAUGGGUUUGAAGAAAGGACCUUGGACUGCAGAAGAAGAUCACAUACUCGUCACUUACAUUCAGCAGCAUGGCCAUGGAAACUGGAGAGCUCUCCCAAAACUAGCUGGUUUGUUACGGUGUGGAAAGAGUUGUAGACUCAGAUGGACAAACUACUUGAGGCCAGAUAUCAAAAGAGGGAAUUUUAGCAGGGAAGAAGAAGACGCCAUCAUCAACUUACAUCAAAUGUUAGGAAAUAGAUGGUCACAAAUCGCAGCGAGAUUGCCUGGUCGCACAGACAAUGAAAUAAAAAAUGUAUGGCACACCCAUUUAAAAAAAAGGCUGAAAUCGAACCAAACCGAAUCAGAUUCUAGGGCACAUUUCUACUCUAGAAAAACGGAGCAAGAGCUAGAGCCCAUUGAUGAUUCUUCACAUUGUGCAAAAUCUGAUAGCUUGGAUUGUGUGCCUGUUUCGCCGGCUCGAUGUACUUCAAGUAACACGUCAUUUGUCACGACCAACGAGGACAACAACAACAACAUUAGUAACAAUGUAUGCGUGACAUUUGACGAUUACCAAGCAAAUUUACCAGAACCGGAUGACAGUUUUUGGUCGGAAGUUUUGUCAACUAAGUACUAUGAAGAGACGGUGAAUGAGUUUCAGGCAUUUGGUGGUGACCCACAAGUGAAUAUGGGGCCUACUGAUGGUGGUUUUAGUUUAGACACGUACAAUGACAACAACAUGGACUUUUGGUUUAAUAUAUUCUCAGGAGCUGAGGAAAUUCCAGAAUUGUUAGGAAUUUGAUAUGUCAAUAAGGAAGGCUGUUUUAUAAUUUUGUUUAUGAAAUUAUGAGUUGGGAAAUAGAAUUUUGUGUUGUUGCUGUCCAA
Molecule: messenger RNA, 1095 nt
Organism: Pyrus x bretschneideri (Chinese white pear)
Lineage: Eukaryota; Viridiplantae; Streptophyta; Magnoliopsida; Rosales; Rosaceae
Product: transcription factor MYB30-like
Exons: 3
Coding region: 209-1012 (267 amino acids)
Source: RefSeq, a predicted model, not a curated record